This is a messenger RNA of Pieris napi, 3482 nucleotides long. RefSeq lists its product as uncharacterized. The transcript has 21 exons. Gene Ontology annotation, molecular function: protein binding. Bases 61 to 2700 code for a protein of 879 amino acids. The record is from RefSeq and is a predicted model, not a curated record. Lineage: Eukaryota; Metazoa; Arthropoda; Insecta; Lepidoptera; Pieridae.
AUAUCCGCUCAAGUGUCACAAAGUGAGGAAUAAAGUGUGAAAAUGUGAAUAACAAGAACAAUGAUCAAAAUUCGUGUAGCGUGCUUAGUGAUGUUCGCAGUCCUGCAGCGGAGCGCCGAGAGCCAGCAAGACAUUAUGAUAGAGGAAUCUUCGUCCUUAGAAUCUGUACAUGCUGCGCUAGGGCGGGCGGCGGAGUUGCCAUGUGACAUCACGCCGGCAAUUGCUCAUGACAGCGUCGCAUUGGUCAUUUGGUACAAGGAGGGACACAACACACCUGUGUAUACUUUCGACAAAAGAGAUGGCGUUGACACGCACUGGUCGGAUCCAGCUACUCUCGGUUCCAGAGCCUCAUUCCGAACCAGCACUACACCAGCAUUACUUGUACUUACUAAGAUAAGGCCUGAAGACAGCGGUCAGUAUAGAUGUAGGGUUGACUUCAUAAAGUUACCUACCAAGAACACAAGGCUCAACCUAACCGUAUUGAUACCUCCGAAACGGCUAGUGAUACUGGACCAAGAUGGAGAAGAGUUCCGUGGUGGGGCAAUGGGGCCUUUCGAUGAAGGGACCAGAGUCAAUCUUACUUGCGUGGCUAUUGGUGGUCGCCCCGCAGCUAGAGUAUCGUGGUGGCAGUCACACGCACUCUUAGCCAACUCUGAGUCGAGGGCAUCCGUCUCUUUCACACUACAGAGAGAUUUGUAUCCUGCAACUCUCACUUGCCAGGCUGUCACUGACCCUUCGAUAUCACCGCUGUCGAAAACCAUCACUAUUGAUAUGAAUCUAUAUCCUCUAUGGGUGCGUAUAAUUGGUGGUGCCAGACCGCUGGUAGCGGGAAGAGGGGUGGAAAUAAUUUGUCAAGCAGUUGGCGCUCGUCCUCACCCUACAAUAUCAUGGUCGAAGGGGGCUACUAGACUCCGUACAAUUCGGGAAAAGAUAUCGCCCGACGGCAACGUGACAAGUAGUAUCUUGAGCAUAAUACCGACAGUCGAAGAUUCGGGUCGAAUAAUCUCAUGCAGAUCUGUUCAGCAGAACCUGAAGCAUUCCGUUCGAGAAGAUGGAUGGAAGAUGGAGAUACAACAUGUACCCAUACCGAAACUUAAGUUGGGUGCCAAUUUAGACCCUGACAAUAUAAUGGAGGGGUCGGACGUGUACCUGGAUUGUGACGUGCGAUCGAGGCCGGAUCAUGACUACGUAUAUUUUACAUAUAAUGGGGUGAUUGUAAAAGGCAGCGGUGGAGUGCUCGUGACUCGUCAGAGCUUGGUGCUACAGGGUGUUUCGAAACAGCGAGCCGGAGCAUAUGUGUGUGUUGCACGGAAUUCGCUUGGGGAGGGCAGCAGUGAUCCAUUACAUAUUGAUGUUAAAUUCAGUCCCGUGUGCACAAAAAAGGACGGCGUGGCGCUGCGGGCCGCCCGAGGAGAGACUAUGUCCAUAAAAUGUGACGUUGACGCUAAUCCUAUGCCAUCGUCGUUUAGGUGGUGGUUCAACAGUUCAACAGACACUGAGCGGGAGCUGACUAGUAGCAAUGGAAUGUCCACAGAUGCAUAUGACUAUAGGGUGAACAGUUCAUCUGAGUAUGGAUGGGUCCAGUGCGCCGGAACUAACUCGGUGGGACGUCAGACUGAGCCCUGUAUGUUUCACAUUUUACCUGCCGAGAGACCAUCGGCAGUGCAGAGUUGUGAUAUUAGCAAUGUUACACACGAGUGUUUCUUGAUCGAGUGUAACCCGGGAUAUUAUGAUGGCGGACUUGCGCAAGAGUUCAUGUUACAGGUAUUCAUCGUUGAAAAUGGAGCGCUAAUAACGAACAGGACAGGCAUGGCAGCACAAUGGAGGGUCUGCAACGUGUCUGGGGCGCAAUCUGUUCGCGUGUCAGUUUACGCGUAUAACAGAGUGGGACACAGCGAACCCCAUACGGUCACUGUUGGGUUACUUAAACAUCCGCAGCGGCAUUCGGGUAUUUCGUCAGUCAGUGUACAACUAUCGGCCGUGCUGGUGUCGGUACUCUGCGCUGUGAGUGUACUUAUUUGCGUCGGCACAUUAGCAACGUUUGCAUUGUGCUACCGGCACUGUCAGCCGAGACGGGGAGAAAAACCGGAAAAAGCGAAAGGCCGCGACGAAUCAACCAAAGUUCUCCUCGAAGACAAAUCAGAGGCGAAAGACGAGAAACAUUCAGACACAAACCCAGACAUAAUACAAAUAGAAACCAAGAACAUCGCCGUGACAGAGACCGCGCAACCGUUACUUUCUCACGGGCAUCAUGUGCAUCCAUACAACAUUGAUGCAAAUACACCGAGUUUGAGUUUAGAGCCGUUGGAAUUAAGUUAUUUGCCCACAGAAUAUCGAUUGCCGCAUGAUAAGGUGUAUGAAGACUGGCCGAGGUAUAAGAACGCUUUGCCCAUGGACACAAGUAAUUUGCUCCCACCACACCAACUGACGCCCCAGCCGAAUUCAAUAUACAGCAGCAUCAAGCGGAACCCCCUUAAAUUGCUCAAAAUGCCGGAACUGGAUCCAUGCCGACUGGAGGUGUCGAAUUAUCAACGAUACUCACCGUCGCUACAAUUAAACCCCGAAAAUAAUACAGCAAGAUACAAUAAUACACAAAUGAAUGAAGCACAGCCAAUCAAUGGGAGUGAACGCCAACAAGCCCCGAACGAAGCGUCCAAUACAGUGCCACAGCGAAUGAAGCCGGUGAAUUGUUUUGUGUGAUUUUUGUGUUACCGCGAGUUAUAGCCCUGAAAGACCUUGAUAUUUCAAUUAUGAAGAGAACAGUGCUUCUAAAUAUAAAAGAUUCGCCAUAAUUUCCGAAAAUAUACUGUAUAAGUAAUAAAUAAUUGUUUUCUCUUCACAGAUUAUGAUUUCUUUACCUUGUCCUUACGUACUCCAGAUUUGUUUUGCGAUGUAUCGAUUGUAAUACUAAGGUAUUUUCCUUGUAUAGUCCCUGUUUUAUAAUACAGCCGAGUAUGGAAGCACUGCAAGAGAGACGUUGAAAGUUUGGAAAUGUCAGUGACAGGUCCUAAAACUAUUCUCGUGAUAAUUUAAAUUAGGAAUAGGCAAGCGCUUUGACAGUUGUCAUUUGCGUACGUCACUUUGACAUAUGAUUUUUUUACUCUCGACUUAAAUUAAGAUGCAUUUGUCAUUUAGAUAUAGGUGAUGGCAGAAGACGUCUUCAAGUCGACAAGAUUCGUUUCAGAACUAUUUGUGUCAACGAAUUUAGAAUUAAAAGCUUGCCACGCCAUAGAUUUUUUUUCUUGCUUUUUUAUUUCAAAGCGUUGAACGCAUUUUUUUUUUAAUCUUUUUCAAUCAAAAUAUUUUCGUCGAGAAUAGAAUUUAUGUCUGUUUGCUAAUUGUUGCAUUUAAUGAUUGCAGAUUGAAUUGAGUAUUUAUUGUAAAGUAUUAAUUAUAGUUUUAUUAAUAACAAAGACUGUAAUACUGUUAUUUUAAAUAAAUUGUUUAUAGAUGUAAGUAAUUUUUAAUUAUUAAACAGAGUA